Messenger RNA from Penicillium cataractarum, 1275 nucleotides. RefSeq names its product proteasome regulatory particle lid subunit RPN6. Gene Ontology annotation, molecular function: structural molecule activity. Gene Ontology annotation, biological process: ubiquitin-dependent protein catabolic process. The coding region runs from base 1 to 1275 and encodes 424 amino acids. The transcript is spliced from 2 exons. Gene Ontology annotation, cellular component: proteasome regulatory particle, lid subcomplex. The record is from RefSeq and is a predicted model, not a curated record. NCBI's taxonomy places the organism in Eukaryota, Fungi, Ascomycota, Eurotiomycetes, Eurotiales, Aspergillaceae.
AUGGCCGCCGCCCUGCAGGUCUCGCCACGGAUACAGGAAGUCCGGGACCUGGCCAAGCAGGACCCUUCCAAAGCCGCCAACAGUUACCAGACGAUCCUCUCGGAGGGCCCAGGGUCCACAGAGGCUUCAUCGCGAGACUAUGAGCAGGCAUUGAUCGGUCUGGGAGAGUUGUAUCGGGAUGCAAAGAAGCCACAGGAUAUUGCAGACCUCAUCAAGACCAGUCGGGACACCUUUUCGUCAUUCGCCAAAGCGAAGACGGCCAAGCUAGUCCGCCAACUCUUGGACCUCAUCAGCGAAAUUCCCAACACCCUCGAUCUCCAGGUUGCCGUUAUCCAAUCAUGCAUAGAGUGGGCCAUCGCCGAGCGGCGGUCGUUCCUCCGACAGAACCUCCAAGCGCGCCUGGUCGCAAUCUAUAUGCAGAAGCAAAGUUACUACGACGCCCUCACUCUCAUCAACUCCUUGCUCCGCGAGCUCAAGCGUCUGGAUGAUAAGCUCAUGCUGGUGGAAGUGCAGCUGCUCGAGUCUCGGACCUACCAUGCUUUGGGCAACCAGGCUAAAGGCCGAGCUGCCCUUACAGCAGCGCGGACAUCUGCUGCUUCCGUCUACACACCCCCGAACUUGCAAGCUGGUUUGGACAUGCAGAGCGGCAUGCUGCACGCCGAGGACAAGGACUUCACCACCGCAUUCUCAUACUUCAUCGAGGCUCUGGAGGGAUACAGCUCGCUCGAUGAGGGGGAGCUUGCCACCGCAGCCCUGCAGUACAUGUUACUGUGCAAGAUUAUGCUGAACCUGGUCGAUGAUGUCACUCAGCUUUUGGGCUCCAAGCAAGCCCAGAAGUACGCCAGCCCCCGCCUGGAGGCUAUGAAGGCAGUUGCGCGAGCUCAUGCCAACCGCUCCCUGGAAGAAUAUGAAAAGGCGCUCUCCGACUACCGGUACGAGCUCGGCAGCGACACAUUUAUUCGGAAUCACCUUCGCCGUCUCUAUGAUGCCAUGUUGGAGCAGAACCUCAUCAAGGUCAUCGAGCCGUUCAGCCGUGUAGAGCUGGACCACAUUGCCAAGAUGGUUGGCUUGGAUACUCAGCAGGUGGAGCGAAAACUGUCCCAAAUGAUCCUGGACAAGGUGAUCAUUGGUGUGUUGGACCAGGGAUCGGGAUGUCUGAUUGUGUACGAUGAGACGGAACGUGAUCAGGCUUAUGAUGCUGCGCUGGACACGAUCGAGAAGCUCAGUAACGUGGUGGAAGGAUUGUAUACUAACCAGGCAUCGCUUCUGGAGUAG